UAACCCCUACCUCGACCUUGAUUAUUCUGGAUAUCACAAAAACCUCAUCCAAUAAUUGUUUAUUCUCCAUUUGUUCAUCUUACUGCUGCCAACCGGGCCUCCCUUCCGAAAACAUCUUCGUUAUCUUCGUUCCAGUGAACUCCUUUUCCAAUGCAGCCUCGUCCCCAGGGUCUUCUCCGAAAUGGCGCACGGGAGAAUAGAAGAAGGCCCUGGGGACGAGGUUGCCUGAGCCUGCAGUGCCAACGAUUGAACAAAGCUAAACAUUUCUUUUGCUUUUGUCCCCCGAAUUUUCGUUUCCACUGGCGGGAUAACAGCGAUUAAAUCAAGCGUCAUGUCAGACAAGGAAGCUUGGAGUCACGAAGUACACGGGAAAAUAAACGAUCUACUGGCGUCCUUUGAAAAACGGGAGAAUGAACUGUCGAAAUGGAGCGAGCAACUGGAAAGGGAUCGAACAGCAUUUGAACAAGAGAUGAAGACUAGACGAGAAGACCACGAAAUGGCAAUCCAAGAACAGUACAAAGACCUUGAUGAGACCAGACUACGUAUAGAGAAGGAAAAGAAACGAAUGCAAGACGUUUACGAGUUUCAAUCGUCACCCGUUCAUCUCAACAUAGGAGGACAUCGUUUCACGACCUCUCUUCAGACACUAAGGCGAGAUAAGGACUCCAUGCUUGCCACCAUGUUUUCUGGCAGACACAAACUUGUGCAGGAAUCGGAUGGGAGUUAUUUCGUGGACCGGGAUGGCACCCAUUUCCGGCACAUUUUGAACUACCUCCGUGACGGUUUUCGGGCCGAUAUGCUCCCCCAAGAUGAAGUGUCGCUGAGAGAAAUAGUGAACGAAGCUCAGUACUACCAACUCAGUGACUUGGUAGCUGGUGUUGAAAAUGUCUUGGAUCCUCCCCCUCCGGCACCUGACUUCACCCAGAAUGAAAUCAAUGACAUGCUAGCGACACUGACUCGACAGACAACCACAAACAGCACACCUUCAGGUCCAGAUCUUGGCAAUAGAAGCUGCAGAAUGAAAAAUGCAGACUUUGUUUUCCACAACAUGACUAAAGGAAAUCUUGAUUUCAGUGGGAAGAACCUCUCUGGUCUUUCAUUUGCCCAUACUACUUUUGCACAUAAUGUCUCUUUUGUGGACUGCUGUUUGGUAAACACUUGUUUCUAUGGUUGUGAGUUUGCCAGCCAUGUGGUGGUAGAUUUCACAGAUGCAGACAUCUCUGGUGCAGAUUUCAGACAGUGUCGCUGUGUGCAGAGUGGUCCAAAUGCUUUUAAUGGUCUGGGUGGUGUUCCAGUCGGCAGUGGUGGGUUUAUGUUUGGGUCCAGUUGCUCCAGUUUUGCGCAGCUGAUAAAGACUGGGCAUGUAAAAUUCACUGGCGCGCGGCACAUUGGUACAAAGUUUGAACCAAACAUCAUUGAUAUGAUCCAUUUCUAAUAUAUUAAAGAUCAGUACCCUUUCAUCAGCAACUUAAAUAAACAACAAUUAAAUAUGCAUUAGAGCAGUUUUCAAUUGAGUGUCUUAAAACCAAUCACUCACCAAUUAGACUACCCAGCCAAUCUGAAACAGUAGGUAAAAGUUAAGUCUGCAUACAACCCAAAACCAAAACCAAAGUAAUUGCCCAAUUACUUUCGACACUCAACUGAAAAUUGCUCUAAAGAUGAAAACUUAAUGGCACUUGAAAAGACUUUAAAUUAUUUAGUAUAGGUGUACCCUAGAAUAUAUUUACUGUUUCACAGAAGUAUUUAUGUACAGGGUUAGUAUGGGUCCUGGAAAACCUGGAAAGUCCUGGAAUUUUGUUGUAGCAUUUUCCAGGACUGCAAAGUCCUGGA
Messenger RNA from Orbicella faveolata, 1830 nucleotides. RefSeq lists its product as uncharacterized. The record is from RefSeq and is a predicted model, not a curated record. Gene Ontology annotation, biological process: protein homooligomerization. NCBI's taxonomy places the organism in Eukaryota, Metazoa, Cnidaria, Anthozoa, Scleractinia, Merulinidae. Gene Ontology annotation, molecular function: protein binding.